This is a messenger RNA of Homo sapiens (human), 4739 nucleotides long. RefSeq lists its product as uncharacterized. The record is from RefSeq and is a predicted model, not a curated record. Lineage: Eukaryota; Metazoa; Chordata; Mammalia; Primates; Hominidae. The coding region runs from base 4171 to 4677 and encodes 168 amino acids. The transcript has a single exon.
UCCUGAAUGCUUGUUUGCUACUUGUGGGACUUAAUAUUUGCCUAAGGGUAAAAAGAUACACUUUUUCUGGAGACCAAACAACAUAAACCUCACUGUCAAGACACCACUCAUUUUAUGAAGGAAGAUGAAAUAGAAAAUUUUAAUCUGCUAUCAUGGAUAGGAAAAAAUUUUCAAUUCCCAGCUUUAGCCUCUUUUUUGCAUCUGCCAGGAAAUUGGAUGGCUCUCAACUCUCAAGAUAAAUUUCAUAUUGCAGUUGUAAUAUUUUGUGCGUAUAUUGAGGAUACACAAACAAUAAAACCUAGGAAAGAUGAGGGUGGAAAGAGGACAUUUGAUUGAAAACAUACACAUAAGUUUAAGAUGCCAGUAUGUUUUCAAUCUUUAUUAAGCUUAAUUUAUAUACCAUAAAGUUUAUGCAUUUAAAAUACACAAUUCUAAAAUUAGCUGGGCGUGGUUGUGCAUACCUGUAAUCCCAGCUACUUUGGAGGCUGAGGCAGGAGAAUCACCUCAACCCGGGAGGUGGAGGCUUCAGUGAGCUGAGAUUGCAUCACUGCACUCCAGCCUAGGCAACUGAUCAACACUCCAUCAAAUAAAUAAAUAAAUAAAUAAAUAAAGUAUACAAUUCAGUGGUUUUGUUUUUUUUUUUACUAUCCUUACAGAGCUGCUCUGAUGCUCAGGGAAUCUGCUGGUAACUUAACUCUGUUUUCUUUCAUUUUUUUCUUUUUUGAGACAGUCUUGAUCUGUCGUCCAGGCCGGAGUGCUGUGGCACCAUUUCAGCUCACUGCAACCUCUGUCUCCUGGGUUCAAGCGAUUUUCCUGCCUUCGCCUCCCGAGUAGCUGGGAUUACAGGCAUCUGCUACCAGGCCUGGCUAAGUUUUGUAUUUUUAGUAGAGACACGGGGUGGGGUUUCACCAUGUUGGCCAUGCUGAUCUCCAACUCCUGACCUCAAGUGAUACACCCGUCUUGGUCUCCCAAAGUGCUGGGAUUACAGGCGUGAGCCACUUUGUCCAGCCCUGUUUUCAUGACCACCGAAAAUCCUCCUCACCUAGGUCAGCUCUCCUCACAAAUCUGGCCAUUGAUCACAAAGAGAUCAAAUGAAAGCUCAGGUUGCACCUUAACAAUUCCAACAGCAACAGCAAAAGAAGGGUUCAAAGUCCUGGCCAACUAAACCAUGGGUCACUUUUAUCCACUUUUACACAUGUGCCCUCUCUAAAGCACACAUGUAAACAGAGGAUAAAACCUAACUUGGUUGGGUGCAGUGGCUCACAUCUGUAAUCCCAGUGCUUUGGGGAGGCUGAGAUAGGAGGAUCACUUGAGGCCAGUAGUUUGAGAUAAGCCUGGGCAACAUGGCUAGACCCCAUUGCUACAAAAAAUUAAAAAAUUAGCUUAGUGUGGUGGUGUGUGCCUGUGGUCCUAGCUACAUGGAAGGCUGAAUCGGGAGGAUUGCUUGAGCCCAGGAAUUUGAGGUUGCAGUGAGUUAUGACUGCACCAUUACACUCCAGCCUGGGUGACAGAGCAAGUCCCUGUCUCUAAAACAAAAACAAAAACAAAACAAAACAACAAAAAAGAAAAAACAAAAAAAAUAAAAAACUCACUAAGCAGCUUUAUGCUUUAAAGCAGGGGUUCCCAGACCCCAGGCUGUGGACCAGUAAUGGUCAGUUGCCUGUUAGGACCUGGCUGCACAGCAGGUGAGGGGCAGGGGAGGGAGCAUUACUGCCUGAGCUCUGCCUCCUGACAGAUCAGCAGAGGCAUUUGAUUCUCAGAGGAGGGCUAACCCUAUUGUGAAUGGAGUAUGUGAGGGAUGUGGGUUGUGUGUUCCUUAUGAUAAUCUAAUGCCUGAUGAUCUGAGGUGGAACAGUUCCAUGAAGCUGGUCCCUGAUGCCAAAAAGUUUGGGGACCACUGCUUUAAAGAACACAAAGGAUUUUCAGGUAGUAUCUGCUGGAAGCCAGGGGAGGGGGUAAUUUUGGGGGCAAUAACACAAAGGAAAUGAAAACAAUCACUUAUUUUAACUACAGCAUGGAUCCAACUUAUUCAUUUGUUGUGGAAACACACACACACACACACACACAUACACAUCACAGGCAAUAUUUUGGCUGUUACUCUUAAUGGAAUCUAGGCCUUUUCCAUCUAACCAUAAAACUUACUAGCACUCUUGGCUCCAGGCAGAUUUCCAGUCCCCCUAGGCAAGCCUUUGUACUAUAGCCAGCUGCAGGCAGUAGCUUCCAUCAAGCUCCCUGGUAUUUGAAGUGGCAAGCCACUAAACUUGGCAUGCCUCUGGUGCAUGUUCACACAGACUGGGUGUCUGUUUAUCUCCCUGAAUUAUUUCUCUCAAAUCUUGUGCUCCCUCAACCCCUAUCUUGAAGUUUGGAAAACUACUGAUUUGGUCAUUAUCUUUUUCUUUGAUCAGUGAGUCACCUUAGCAGGUCUAUUUAGGUUAAAAAGUCACUCUGGUGCCUGGUUUAUUAUCUCGAUUGGUUAUUACAUUGAGUAAUCAGAUAAUGGCUUAACUUCAAUUUCCAUUUGUGGUCUAUUAAUAUAACCUUGAAACAGAUUUAAACCCAGCUAUAACUUUUUAUUUCAUGCUUUUACAAAUAAUGUGUUCAUGUGUUUUUUAUCCUCCAGCAUCCAGAUUUUUAUCUUUAAAUACCAUCUCCCACUAAAAGGAACCAGAGCUCUCUGGAGAAAUGGCUGAUUCCACAACUGGGGCAGGAAAUGUAUCAGGUAAGUCUGGAAGAAAAUAAUGGAGAAAAGAAGAGUGGGAAGAGUGAUGCAGAUGAAACAAGAUUGACAUGAUUUGAUAAUUGCUGAAAUAGGGUGUUGGGUACACAUGGGAGUUCUUUAAAGUAUUCUUUUAUAUAUUUUAAACUUUUUCCAUAAAAAUAGUUUAAGGAAAGUUAAAAAUGUUAUUUUUUAAACUGAAGGAGUAAUAGCGCCCUUUGUAGAAACAAAAGAUUUCUACAAAGAAAAGUAAAGUCUCCCUCCUACUCCAGACCCUCGCACACCUCUUCAGGGCAAUCCUAGUAACAAUUUCCCGUGUAUUUGUCAAGAAAGUUUCCAUGAAAAUAUAUUUUUUAAAUGUACAUACUCAUAAAUACAAACAUUUUUAAAACCACAAAUGGUAGCGUAUUAUACACAUUAUUUUAUGCCUUAUGAAGUUUUAUUUCCCAUUUUAAUACAAUGAAGAUGUCUACACAUUACAAUAUUGUGGAUUUUUAUGCUUUACAAUUGAGCUUCUUCCUUCGAGUUUCUUUGAUCUAAUCAAGAGAUAGAAGGCCUCCAGCUUCACAUUCCUCACGAUUAUUUACAAAAAGAAGGAUGGCUCAGCCAAGGCUAAAUUUAGGUUACAGUCCCUAAUCUUAACACAGUUUUUAAGUUUAGGUUUCAGCUUUUGGGAUAUUAUUGUUACCUUGAAAAAUGUCACGUUUAAAAACACCUCACACCCUCUACUAUAGAUUGGAUCUUGGGAAAUAGGGUUGAGGACCGGAUCAAUACAAGAAUCCUCAUAACCUCCGCCCCGGCGCGAACCUGGGAGGGCUGCAGACAGUCUAAAGGCUGUGGUGACCUCAGCGCUGCGUCCCUCCAGCAACCGGCGAGUGCUGGGGCACAGGCCAUACCCCCCUAAGCUCGGCAUCGCCUGCACCUCUCACAGGUGCUCUGUCCGCCACAGUAACGCACUAUGGAAAGGAAAGUUGUACGGCGAACGACUGAAGGAGCCAAACGAGGUGGAUCUGGAGCGGCCGCAAGGUGCCUGUGCUGCUGGCUUUUAACACACAAUAAGAGUGCCAAGGGAUACAAGAAGCCACAGGGGGAAAAACAAGUGACAUAUCUGCAUGGAGCCUAAAUUUCGCUUGGUGAUUUUCAGGGUAGAAGCAUUACAUAUUAAAAACACUGCUAUUUUAGGGGAAUACAGAAUUUAAAAAUCCACACAGAUUCGCAACAUAAAACAUGCCGCCCAAAGACACGUCCGCGGUGUCCCGACAGUUCCGGCUCCGCCCGCGGGCCACGAGGCGGGGAGCGACGGUCACUCCCCUCGGUUACCCGGAGUACUUGGGCGGGAACGGGUAGCUCGCGGGAGAGACGGGCUCCUGGGCGAGGGCUGCGUCUUAGUCGCCCUGCUUCUUAGCUCUCGAGGUCCCGCGUGUUACGUGUUAGCACCGCCCGGGGGCGUCAGCAUGACCCGAGGCUGCAGGAACCGUGAACUCUCUGCCCCGCGGGCCCAGGUGACCGCGGGCGGCGCUCUCCCGCGCGCGGGGGGCGGGGCUCCCCCCGGCUGUUCACUCAGCUACCACAGCGACGUAAAAUGGUGUCCGCUAGGCGUCCCAGGACGGCUUCCUGAGGGACUGGAGGGCCCCGACAGCCGGAAAGCCUGCCCCGCCCCUUGGCCGGCACAGGUACGACGGCGGGGAGCUCAGAAGUUUCGAACUCCAAGGGCCGAAGCACAGCCAAACACCCCACGGAACUUAACAAAUGUUUGUGGGGAGAACGCCGAAAACGCGGGGAGGCGGGGCUGGCGCACAGUCACCCUCUCGCGACAUCUAAGUGACGUCGCACAGCAAGCACGUGUUCUAGUCUUUCACCUUCAGUCAGCCUCCUCCGUUAUACAGGCCUACCCCUUUAAGCGAGUGAUGGACAGUUAUUUCAGCCUAUCAACUUCCUUGCCGACAUCCAAUCAGAUUUAAACUUCUUUUAGCCGCCGGAGGAGUUGGAAAAAGGGGGUCGAAAGAGGGAGCUUACCGUCUCU